Macrosiphum euphorbiae (potato aphid) is the source of this 1539-nucleotide messenger RNA. Lineage: Eukaryota; Metazoa; Arthropoda; Insecta; Hemiptera; Aphididae. The record is from the annotation of a GenBank genome assembly.
AUGUACGGUGAAGAAGUAACUAUGUUCAAAAUAGUGCUUUCAAAUCUAACAAUGAUGAUUAAUACGUUUACAUUUUCCAAAGGACUUAUAAUUUUCUUAGUGUAUUAUCUCACGAUAAUUUCAACAGUAACAAGCAAUACAGAGACAGAAGACGAAAAUGUUAUUAUUGAAAAAAUCAUCACAAUUUUUGGACCAUCCCUCGAAGAUCUCUUAGCCGAAGAUGAUGAUAUGGAAUUUAAUUAUAAGCUAAAGGAUGACAAUGAAGAAAUCCUCACUAAACAACAAAUUGGUCAUAUUAUGGAUUCAAUACAACUGGGAGUAAAAUAUGAAAUGGAAAAAAGAACACAACAAGUACCUGAUUCAUUUCCUGAUGAUUUUCAGGACAUUUCAACGAAGAUAUUUAAUAAUUGGCGUGAUAUUAAUAACAAUAAAAUACAAAAUUUUUCUUAUUCUACAUACGCUCCAUCUACAUUCCAUUAUCUCAGACACUUAUUUGGCAUUGACGCAAAUGAUUAUGUUAACUCGUUUUGUAAAUCGCCUCUUCGUGAACUGUCCAACCCGGGUGCUAGUAGUUCAAUAUUUUACCUCACACCAAACGAUAGAUUCAUCAUGAAAACGGUACAGCAAACCGAAUAUAUAUGUUUACUAGGGUUACUUCAUAGGUACACAACUUAUUUGAAUGAUAAUCAGGAAUCUCUGUUGCCAAAAUUUUCCGGUUUUUAUAAUUUUCAAUGCAAAUCAACAGACAUUAAAUUAGUAUCUAUGAACAAUUUACUACCUUCUGACAUAAAAAUUCACCAAAAAUUUGAUCUGAAAGGUUCGACUCUAGGUAGAAUAGCUUCCGUUAAUGAAAGAAAAAAAAAAUCGCCUACAUAUAAAGAUUUAGAUUUUAAUUACGAAUUUCAUCGUAAGGGUAUAUUUUUGAAGCCAGACACUCGCUUAGCUCUUCUCAAAACUAUAGAAAAUGAUUGUGAAAUACUAAAAGAGUUUAAUAUAAUGGAUUACAGUAUUUUAAUAGGCGUUCAUUACAUCGACAGUUCUUUACAAGCCGAUGAAAAUACUUCAACAACUGAGGCUUUAAGGAAAGCAGCUACAGACAGGUGGGAGAGUUUGAUGGAUGAUUCAGUAGAGGACAAAAGUAUUCAAGCAGAGACUUGGACUUUGUCAGAUAAAAAUCAUGCUUCAUUAAGUGGUAGCAUACCUUCUAAAAGUGUCUAUGGUGAAAAAUUAUUACUAUUUGUUGGAAUUAUUGACAUACUACAAACUUUUCGAAUAAUCAAAAAACUAGAGUAUAGAUUGAAAACAUUUAAAUUGAAGGUUACACCUGGUGCGACAGAAACUGCCGAAUCUAUAUCUGUACAACCACCCGUAUUCUAUGCCUCUCGAUUUCUUAAAUAUAUGACCGAUACUGUGUUCAGGCCAAUGUUGUCUGAUCAAGAACUUGAAAAACUAUCCAAGCAACCAGUCCCCAUGAAAUUGUCGAGUAAACGAGGGUGUGCUCCAUCCUCUUCGAUGUAUAUCCCAGACUGUUUCAAAUAA